GCGGAGGACACAGAGGAACAGAGAAAAAGGGGGAGAGAAAGAAAGAAAAGAGCCUGUGCGUGUUUACGCAGGCGGAGUUUCCUUCUUGUGCACCGUUGGAAUUCACUGUAUCUGUAUUUUUUUCCUCGGGAUUGCUGGAGGAGAGAGAAGGAGUGAGAAAGCGCCGCCAGCGAGCAGAUGUUAUAGCUGGACUAUCCGUGUUUCCAGCCUGACAAUCGAGCGUAUCAUCUACGAAAAUGUGGCAGCCCGCGUCGGAACGAUUGCAGCAUUUACAGACAAUGCUUAAGACCAAACUCAACGUGCUGACGCUGCGGAAGGACCCGCUGCCUACGGUGAUCUUUCAUGAACCCGAAGCCAUCGAGCUGUGUUCCACCACACCUCACAACAAGAACCGCGCACACACGGGAUAUAAGGUGACCUACCUUGGCAAGGUGACGAUUUCCGGCACUCAUUUCCUGUCGGGCUGCACAGAGUCGGCUGUGAUGGGAUUAUGCGACACGAAGCGGACGUCUGUCACUCACGACGACUCCAUCACCUCCAGCAGCGCCGUCCUGGAAAUCCGUCCCUUCCAGGUACGACUGCAUCACCAGGACGGGCGAGGAGAGGCCACGGUUGCCAUGGACACCUUCCAGGUGGCCCGCAUCGCGUACUGCACGGCGGAUCACGACACUAGCCCCAACGUGUUCGCGUGGAUCUACCGGCAAAUCAACGACGAUCUGACGUUCCAGAUGGACUGCCACGCCGUGGAGUGCGAGAACAAACUAGAGGCUAAAAAACUGGCCCACUCCAUGAUGGAAGCCUUUAAGAAAACCUUCCACAGCAUGCGCAGCGAUGGACGCAUCCACAAGAGCGGCUCGUCCGACGAGUUCCCCGAGGAGCUGAGCACACCCGACGAUGGCUGAGAGGAGGCCGAGGGGUCGGGGGGGAAGGGGA
Messenger RNA from Rhinichthys klamathensis goyatoka, 933 nucleotides. It is a transcript of the gene pid1, whose product is annotated as phosphotyrosine interaction domain containing 1. The record is from RefSeq and is a predicted model, not a curated record. Bases 237 to 902 code for a protein of 221 amino acids. The transcript is spliced from 3 exons. Gene Ontology annotation, cellular component: cytoplasm. Gene Ontology annotation, biological process: regulation of reactive oxygen species metabolic process; negative regulation of D-glucose import across plasma membrane; regulation of mitochondrial membrane potential. NCBI's taxonomy places the organism in Eukaryota, Metazoa, Chordata, Actinopteri, Cypriniformes, Leuciscidae.